Molecule: messenger RNA, 1474 nt
Organism: Paralichthys olivaceus (Japanese flounder)
Lineage: Eukaryota; Metazoa; Chordata; Actinopteri; Pleuronectiformes; Paralichthyidae
Product: betaine--homocysteine S-methyltransferase 1-like
Biological process (GO): L-methionine salvage
Cellular component (GO): cytosol
Molecular function (GO): betaine-homocysteine S-methyltransferase activity; zinc ion binding
Source: RefSeq, a predicted model, not a curated record
CUCCCAUAUUCACGCAGCAGUAUAAAACUGGUGCGGAGCAACUCUCUGCACGUUUCCAGCCAAAAGAGGGGUUCACGCUUGUGCUUAGUUCUGCAACUGACACUGGGAAACAGAGAUGGCACCUGUCAAGAAGGGUAUCCUUGAGCGUCUGAAUGCUGGGGAGGUGGUGAUUGGCGAUGGAGGCUUCGUGUUUGCACUGGAGAAGAGGGGAUAUGUGAAGGCCGGGCCCUGGACACCUGAAGCCACUGUCACUCAUCCCGAAGCGGUGCGACAGCUGCACAGGGAGUUCCUGAGGGCAGGAUCGAAUGUCAUGCAGGCAUUCACGUUCUAUGCCAGUGAUGACAAACUGGAGAACAGGGGGCAGACACUCAGUAUCACUGGAGUCAAAGUCAAUGAGGCCGCCUGUGACCUGGCGAGGGAGGUAGCCAAUGAGGGCGAUGCUCUGGUUGCUGGCGGGGUGUGUCAGACUCCGUCCUACCUGAGCUGCAAGAGUGAGAAAGAAGUGAAGGCGAUCUUCAAGAAACAGCUGGAAGUGUUCAUAAAGAAGAAUGUGGACUUCCUUAUUGCUGAGUACUUUGAGCAUGUUGAGGAGGCGGAGUGGGCCGUGCAGGUGCUGAAGACCAGUGGGAAGCCUGUAGCUGCUUCUAUGUGCAUCGGGCCAGAGGGAGACAUGCACGGCGUCUCACCCGGAGAGUGUGCCGUCAGGCUGGUGAAGGCUGGUGCCCAGAUUGUUGGCGUCAACUGCCACUUUGACCCCAUGACCUGUGUGAAGACUGUGAAGAUGAUGAAGGAGGGAGUGGAGAAGGCCGGGCUGAAGGCUCACUACAUGUCGCAGCCACUUGCCUUCCACACUCCCGACUGCAACUGUCAGGGAUUCAUCGACCUACCGGAAUUCCCCUUUGCCCUGGAGCCCAGGAUCCUGACUCGCUGGGACAUGCACAAGUAUGCCAGAGAAGCCUACACGAUUGGCAUCAGGUUCAUCGGCGGCUGCUGUGGGUAUGAGCCUUACCACAUCCGAGCUGUGGCAGAGGAGCUGGCCCCCGAGAGAGGAGUGAUGCCCCCCGGCUCAGACAAACAUGGCAUGUGGGGCGCUGGUCUGGAGAUGCACACCAAACCCUGGGUCAGAGCCAGGGCCCGCCGUGACUACUGGGAGCAUAUCUUGCCCGCAUCCGGUCGUCCCACUUGUGCGUCCCUGUCCACACCAGAGAGCUGGGGUGUGACCAAGGGCCACACUGACCUGCUGCAGCACAAAGAGGCCACCAGCACCCAGGAGAUGAAGCAUGUGCUGGAAAUGCAGAAGAAGGCCAAGUCCUCCGCAUGAGCGAGACAGAGCGAGAACGUCGUCGGUCAACAACAAAGAGAGUGAAGUCUUUCCCAGUUCAGUUUGGAGAUAAAAAGCACUUGUAACAGUCAUGCUCCAGCUGUGGAGUAUUACUAUGUGAACCCCUCAACAAUAAACACAUCAUUCUACAAA